ACCAGACUCACACUGCGAGAUGCUCUGCUCACUCCCGAGCCUUGUUGGAAACAAACUGUAAAGGCAACACCAUGCUGUCACUCCACAGGGCCUCCGCAGCAGGGAAAACUUUCCUCCUGUGUUUUUCCCCCCUUCUUUUACUUCUCCUCCUUGAUUCCUCCGGUGUUCAAGGGGCUUCAAUACGAGAACACAGACUGAGAGGAAGCGAGUCAGUCCCAGAGAGAGGAAACCCCCACCAUGCUCCUGACGCCGACAUGCUAAAAGCUUUGGAGUACAUUGAGAGCCUCCACCAAAAAACUGGUACAGACCCCCAACAACACUCCCCGCCAAUCCCUGAGUACGAUGCCAGUCACCUUGACGACACAAAAAAACUGCGCACUAUGCUAACACUGGCUUCUAACCCUAACCCUAUGCAAAGCAAGGGUCUGGCUGAAGAAGAUAAGAAAGCAGAAGAGAAAGAGGGAGGGGAGGGUAAUAAGGAGGAUAAGACGCCAGAAUGGCUGCAGGCUGUGCUCAGUACCCUUCAGCAGACGGAAAAAGCCUCCAAGCCGGCCUCACUUCACUCCAACACCGCUGACCUCUACCCAGGCGAAAAAGACAACAUUUAUCCCUUGGUGCAGCAGCAGCAUGGCAUCAAGGCUCAUAAGAAGCACCCAUUAAUGUUUGAGGACGAUGCGGAGGGCGAAGGAGAGGAGGAAGAGAGAGGGGAGACUUCAGACCACGACAGCCCCUUCAAACGUACCAAUGAGAACGUGGAGGAGAAGUACACGCCUCAGAACCUGGCCACUCUGCAGUCAGUGUUUGAGGAACUUGGGAGGCUGACCAAUGCCAAGGCCUCGCAUAAACGGCAGGUGGAGGAUGAUGACGAGGAGGCAGAUGAUGAAGAGGAAGAUGGUGAUGACGAUGUGUUUGACGUGAGAAACCUGGCUUACGAAGACACAGCUGGGGAAGUCGCAGACUGGGCUCCACUUGAGGAACAGGAGAAUGAAGAUGAGGAGGAAGAAGAGAAGAACAACAAACACGAGAUGGACCGAGGUCUGGAUUAUGGAGAUGAUGAGGAGGAAGAAGGUGACGGCAAUGAUGAUAUAGAGGAUGAAGAGGACGAUGGUGAAAGCUACUCAGUCAAGAGAUCCUCUGACUCAGGCCCGCAAGAAGAUUCAGACGACAUUGCUAACCUCGUUGACUAUUAUCUUCUGAAAGUGCUGGAGAAAACAGAAGAGGAGGAGCAGAAACGAGAGCUGCAGGAAGAGAGAGAAAGAGCCGAGAGGAGGGUGGCUCAGUCGCAGCGCAGAGACAAUAUAGACCCACGGGCCAUCUACCAGCUCAUUCAGAUCUCCCAGAAAUUCCAGAUACCACCAGAGGACCUGUUGGACAUGCUCAAGACUGGAGAAACGAGAAAUCAAGGCAAAGCUCUACUAAGAAACCAGGCACAGUCAAAUAUGGGCAACGAGUUAGCCAGGCUAGAAGACAAACUCUCUCAGAUAUCCUCAACGAAGAAACACAAGAGUCCAGAAGUAAAGUUCUUCAACAGACGCCUACCUGACAGACAAACUAGUAACAACCUGGAGGACAGACGGAGGGAAGAGAUCCUCAAGAUCCUGGGACUGGGCGGAAUGGGAAAUCAAGAACCAGCUCCUCUCAGGAACCAGAAGCAACACAGAAAUUCACAGUCAGAACUGUACAAUCAGCCCGGGGGGCGGUCGGGGGAAUUCACUCCUACGCAAAGGCGCCUUCCCGAUAAAUUAAAGGAUGACUACGAUGACAGCUUGGACGAGGAUGAACUGGCGGCAUAUCUGGCAGCUCAGAUCCUGGCGCAGUAUCCCGACCCGGCAUACAGUCGCAAGAAGGUGGGCCAAAAGCGGGACGAUGCAGGACAGAACACGGCAGGCUCUUUUGAAGAAGCGAUACAGGACUACUUUGAUCAAAUGGACUCGGAUAAAAGCCCACCGCAAAAGAGACAGUCUGAGACUCAAACGCAAAGCUUGGAUGAUGAAGAACUGAUGAUGAAACUGCUGAGCUACUUAAACCCAGAAAUCCAGGAGAACGAUGAGAAUGACGUUGAUGCCAAAACUGUCCAAGGAAUGUAAUCAGAUAGUGUGGCUAUAAAUGUAUAUAUAUAUUGUUUUGUUGGAAAAGGGGGGGAGGUCAUAUUUUUUGAAAAGUCAAACACAUGUAGUCAACUUUAGUAAUUCAUUAGGUUUACAGAAAUUCAGGCUUUAUAUCCCACUUAUUUAUUAAGACAAGCUGAAGCAGAGAUACGGGAGUGUGAGGUCUCAUGUUUGUGGUGGUAAAUGGGAUUUGUUGUUAAUUUGAGGUUUUUUGUUGUUGUUUUUUUUUGUUUGUUUUUGUUUGUUUGUUUUUUAUAUGAGGUAGCUGUUCAACAAUACUUGCUGCAGACCACCAGUAUAUGUGAUUCACCAGCCUUGCAUUUCAACUCACAUACAACCAAGUCAGUGUUGGAUCCUCAUGUCCACUUGUGUUUUUUUCGUAAAUUAAGUGUGGUCAUAUGUGACAUAACUGAGGUUAAUAAAGCAUUGACUUUAUUUUUUC
Molecule: messenger RNA, 2550 nt
Organism: Myripristis murdjan (pinecone soldierfish)
Lineage: Eukaryota; Metazoa; Chordata; Actinopteri; Holocentriformes; Holocentridae
Gene: scg2a
Product: secretogranin II a
Exons: 2
Coding region: 72-2087 (671 amino acids)
Cellular component (GO): secretory granule
Source: RefSeq, a predicted model, not a curated record